CGGCACUGCAGAAGCAGGCGAGUUCGCGAGUGUAUCGAUUUUGCGAUCGUGUCUCUCGCGACUAGUGCGUCCGUUUCCUUUAGUUUUUAGUGGCCGUGCUCGUCGUACAUGGAUGAAAUCGUGAAUGGGAUUACCCGCUAGGUUAAUUGCACCGUACAUCCGUUGACUCGCAACGCCUCGUCACCCAUCAGCAUGACCAAGGAUAGAUUAGCAGCUUUAGUCGCGGCCCAGUCGGACGACGAUGACGUGGCGGACGAGGUGUCCGUCAAUGUCGGCGGGCCGGAUGACUUCAUGACGGAGUUUUUUGCGGAGGUGGAGGAGAUACGUGAAAUGAUAGAUAGAAUCCAGACGAAUGUCGAGGAUGUCAAGAAGAAACACAGCGCCAUUUUAUCGGCGCCACAAACGGACGAGAAGGUCAAAAUGGAGUUGGAAGACUUGAUGUCCGACAUCAAGAAAACUGCUAACAAAGUCAGGGCUAAGUUAAAAGUGAUAGAACAGAAUAUAGAGCAGGAAGAGCACACGAACAAAUCGUCGGCGGAUCUGAGGAUACGCAAGACUCAACAUUCAACAUUGUCUAGGAAGUUCGUAGAGGUGAUGUCGGAAUACAAUCGAACACAAACCGAUUAUAGAGAACGGUGUAAGGGAAGAAUACAACGACAGCUUGAAAUCACGGGGAGGACGACCACUAACGAUGAACUCGAAGAAAUGCUGGAACAAGGAAAUCCAGCAGUCUUCACGCAAGGGAUCAUCAUGGAAACGCAACAAGCGAAACAAACCCUUGCGGAUAUCGAGGCACGUCAUGCUGAUAUUAUAAAACUCGAAAAUUCGAUCAGGGAAUUGCAUGACAUGUUUAUGGACAUGGCUAUGCUGGUAGAAAGUCAGGGUGAGAUGAUAGAUCGUAUAGAAUAUCACGUGGAACAUGCGGUCGAUUAUGUCCAAACGGCCACGCAGGACACCAAAAAAGCACUCAAGUAUCAAAGCAAAGCUCGACGGAAGAAGAUCAUGAUUAUGAUCUGCCUCGCCAUACUCUGCGUCGUCCUGGCAACUACCAUCGGUGGAUACUUCGGCCUGUGAACACCAGAAGCAGGAAGGUACGAAGGAGACAAAGGCGAACGUCCGGCACUGUAUAUCUAAGUUGACAAAACGCGCCGGCAGCAGUCAUACUUCAUGCAUAUCGCCCCGACAACAAACGAACACACACAAGGCAGACCAUCAAGAAAGCAAUUUCAAGUUCUGGUCAUCGCUAAAAAAGCUCUCUCAUCUUAUCCAAAAACACGAGUUCUUCGUUCGAGUCGACGUUCGGUAAAUAGAGGGUUGAAUGAAUUGGAAGAAAAAGAAGAGAGGAGGAAGAAAGGUAGGAAAAAAGGGAAGGAUGCGCAGUUAUUUUGAAGAGGGUCGUCGCCAUCGUCACUAUCAUCGCUGCUACCACACAUCACCAUCAACACAAGCAUACCUUUUUACGUCAAGCUUCGAACUAGUUGCAUUCUAUCUAAGAGAACAAAAAAAAUCGCCUGUUUUCUAUUAUAGAAUUCUUAGAGAAAGAAUGACGAGAGAGAGAGAGAGAGAGAGAAAGUUCAACAUACUUAUUCUGCGACGAACGGCGAAAACAUAAUGUUGUAUUGCAAUCUGUCUUGCCUCAUCUCGAGGAAGAGAAGCUAAAAAGAGAUGGACAAAAUUUAAAAAGAUUGCGGUGAAAUUUAUUUAAGAGAGAGAGAGGAAAAGAAAGGGUGGUUAAGGGAAACGAGGAGGGAGGGGCGGUAUAUUGAUGAGAGUUAAAAAAUGGGGAAAAGUUUUAACAUUUCGUUUCUCGGCGCUUCUACGAGUUUCUAGAUCGAAAUAUCGUUUGUAGAUCAUCGUAGGAGCGAUGGAUUGUAAGACUAGUCAAUCAUAGGAUUUUAUCGAAAAAAAAAAAAAAAAGAAUAAAGAAAUCUACCGAGCCCCGACACCCAAUGGAGUUUUUCUGUAACGCGAAAUACGUUCUGCUAUUUUCGCUACUAAUUGCUAUUGCAGAACAUUUUCUUUUUCAAUAUCCGAAAAAAAAAGAUAAGGAAAAAAGGGAAAAAAUAAUAAAGAAAAGAAAAAGAAAAAAAAAUGUUUUCAAAGGGGCGGUCGCUCGGUCGGUCUAUAAAUUCCGACGCGAAUAUGUUUCAUUAUCUGUGAUUUAAAUAACGAAAAUAGUGAAAUUUAAUCUAAAAAAAAAAAAGAAAGAAAGAAAAAAGAAAAAAAAAUAAUGAAAAAAGAGAAAAAACAAAUAAAACAAAACGAAAAAGACAGGACUUGGGAAUUAGUUCUCCGUAGAAGUCACAUUCUGAGUCACAUACGGCAAGAUUUUCUAUUCGUAUUUUCUAGAUUUUUAACUUCUCCCACUUUAAACUUCGACCUGAUUAUCACGUAUCCAUCUCUCACUUUUUGACGUGCACUUCACAUAUCAAAGAAAAUUGAGGAAAAAAAAAACCGAAUUCUAAUUGAAUUUACUAGCGCUUAAUACGUUUGUCUUCUUGUUUUUCUUUUUGUUUGUUUGUAAUUUUUUCUUCUUUUUUUUUCUUUCUUUCUUUCUUUCUUUCUUUCUUUUUCUUUUUCUUUUUCUUCGACACGUCGACCCUAUCGCGUGUGGUUAAUUGUAAACGAAUUUCCGUGCUGUCGAUAACAGAAAAGAAAGAAAUAGGAAGUCGUUACCUUGCGGAUCUUGAUACAUUAUCGUAUAAAAUACAUAAGAGCCAAUUUAGACGGCGCUCGUAAAUUUUUUGAUCUUUGUUUUAACGUUCCUUGUCGUUUCUUCUCCGUGUUUCAAAGCGACGAUAAUUCGAUGAUUAAGAGACGUCAAGACCAAUAGGUGUUCAGACAAAAAAGGAUACAAUCAAUACUUCCGAUAUAUUUAAUCGAUUAGCAUGCGUAGUCGGUUAACUUAAAAAAAGUUAAAAAAAUAAAUAAAUAAAUAAAUAAACAAAUAAAUAAAUAAAUAAAGGAGAAUAAAAAGAAGGGCGAGAAUAGUGAGCUUUAGAAGAAAGAGAAAGAGAGAGAAAGAGGAUAUAGUCGCGCCCUUAAAAGCACAACGAUUCUAGAAUGUGGCCGAUAUCCUUGCGAACGAAUUUCCAAGUGUGCGAGAUAGUUUUCGAACGAGAAGAGCUAUUAUCUAGAUUAAUUAUAAAUAUUAAAUUAUUAAUUAUGUACUUAAAAGAAAAGAAAAGAAAGAAAAAAAAGAGGAAAAGAAACGUAUGUGCAUUGUUUCACUCUCUCUCUCUCUCUCUUUUUUUUUUUCCUUUUUCUUUUCUUUAUCAAAGUCGUAAAAGAUAUUCGUUAGUCGAUUUACUCUUUAUGCACUAUCGUAAAAAUAACGAAAACAAAUGUUUUAUGUUUGAUCUCAUUUCGUGUUGCACAAAACGCCAUUAGGGUAUUGGGACUGUCUGCUAAGGGAUCGAAUGAACGCGAUCGUCCUUCGAGAACGAUGAUUUUUCGCAUUUCCAAAGGUUACUGAUCUGUUCUUCGAAGAAAAAAGAAACAUAAAAAAAAACAAAAAAAAACCAAGAAGAAAAAAAACGAUAACAAUAAUAAACAAAGAAAAAAACCAAUUGCAACUUUCUUUUCGCAACGCCGUUUUAGAUAACAUCGUUCUGCUGGCUUCUCUCUUCGAAUCAUUUAAUUAUUAUUAUACAUUAUACAUACAUACACACCUGUACGUACUGCAUUUCUCAAACAAACGCUCUCUAAUUCGCAUUUGGAAAAGGGUGCUUGUGUAAUACGGCUAAGACUGCUAUUGUUCGUGUUUUUCGUUUCCUGCGUAGAAGUUUAGAUCGCCAUUGCCGAAUCUCUUUAGCUUUAGUAAAAAAUGAAAAAGAAUGAAAGAAAGAAAGAAAGAAAGAAUGCAAGCUUCUUUUAAUUUUCCUCUCAUUCUUUUUUCUACGGGAAACAAAAACUAAAUAUACGUAUAUAUAUUAUACAAUACAUAUAUAUAUAUAUAUAUAUAUAUAUAUAUAUAUAUAUAUUAUAUUAUAUUAUAUUAUAUAUAUAUAUUAAAAAUAGUUUACGUUGUUGAAAGUAUAACUAGGAGUAAAUUUUAAUGAAGGGCACCCGAGCCAUGUCGUUCACCAUGAACUCUAUCUUUUAAUUAUCAUUCCGUUUUACAGUUAAGUGCAUGGAUGUUGCGUGCGUUACCAUCGCGUACACGGCUAAAUAAUAAAAGGCGAUGAUAGAAAGUCGGAAGAGAUGAGAAAUAACGAGUUUCACGUGAAAACUCUAGAGAAAAAUUAAAUCUAUACGCGUCGAGCCUUAAAUCAUCGAGCUCCGAAAGAAAAAAGAAUAAGAAAUAAACUCUUAUUGGCAGUCACUCACACGUCAUUUCAAUCGCGAGACUCUUAGAUGCGACGGCGAUAAUUACAGUAUAACACAAUCGAAAGAAUAAAAGAGUGAAAAUAAAUGUGGAAUAAAUAAAUAAAUAAAUAAAUAAAUAAAUAAAUAAAUAAAUAAUGUAAAAAAAUAUAAAAAAAAAAAAAGAGAGAAAAUGCGAAAGGUCCAUCGGUUCUUCUUUCUGUCAAUCCCGAAGUGGACUCUCUUAUUGUAAGAAAGAAAAGAUGGCAUUAAGCUGCAGCAAUAAUAAUACAAAUAUAAGUAUUACGAAAGAAGUUCAGAAAAAUAAAAAAAGAAAAAGAGAGAAAGGGGAGAAGGAGAGAGAGAGAGAGAGAGAGAGAGAGAGAGAGAGAGAGAGAGAGAGAGAGACAGGAAAAAAAGAAAAAGAAAAAAUUUAACUCAAGGUAAUCCCAUUGACGAGCUGUAUUUUAACUUUUCGUGAGUCGUACUACCGCAAAAAUGCAUAAUACGCGACAUAUAAAUCGUACGUGCAAGCAAAGUGUAUACAUACAUGCAUAUAAGUAUAGUUAGGUGACACGAUCGCAAUGAAGAUAAUAUAUUAUAUUACAUUAUAUUAUAUUAUAUUAUAUUAUAUUAUAUUAUAUUAUAUUAUAUUAUAUUAUAUUAUAUUAUAUUAUAUUAUAUUACAUAACGAUCAUCUGUCGCUAAAACGCCUGCUAUUCUCACCGGUGAACUGAGUAAAUUACGUCGAAGAAAUUAAAAAGAAAAGGGGAGAAAGUGAAAGAGAAAAAGAGAAGAAAAGAGUAGCAUAUAUCUUAUAGCGGCAAAAAGAAAGAAGUACGGCGAGCGAGCGGCGUUAAUGUUAAUGUUUUGUUGAAUAUAUUAUAUGAACGUUGAAGUACAUACAUUCAGAAGAUUAUGGGUUAAUGUUUCAAAUGGUAUAAUGACAAGCGAAUUAUGACAUACAUAUAUACAUAAAAUGCAGAAACGAUAUCGUGCGCGUUACUGUAAUAAUGAUAAUAUUAACUAUAAACGAUAAUAAUAUUGAUUAUUGAAUAGUGAAUAAUUGCUCUUAUUAAGAUCACACCUUGCAUUGUACAGAAAACAUAAUAAUUGUUAGUUAUUAGGUAGCUGCAUUAUAAUCUAUUUACCCAGUUAAUCCAAAUGCGAGUAAACGAAACGGCAGAAAGAUGGAGAGAGAGAUUAGAAAGAUAUUAGAUAGAAAAGAGAGAGAGAGAGAGAGAGAAAGAUACCAGGCAAUCCCUUUGUCACACACAGAAAAAAAGAUAAAAGAAAAAGUAAGAGAAAAGAUCAGAAAAAUCCGACAGACCCGAUGCAAAACUCGUUGUCCAAACGAUACUCUCCGUUAUAUUGAAGACAUUAAUAACACAAUGCAAAGAAAGGAUUUGGAACCUCGUUCGGUUCUAUCCUUUUAUUAAUAAUUAAGUAAUUCCUCGGAAUUCAGGUCUGAAAUAAAAUGAAAUCAUGCUGACUUCCGACGAAAUACUGAAAAUAUUUCUUUAGUAUUACGACAAAAAUUUAUGAUUUUUCUUAUCGUCACGCAAGCGCGAUGCUUCGUCCGAAUUCUUAUAGAUCUUGCCAAUAAGACGAACAACGAAAAGAAUUUGAUUUUUUUCUCUUUUACCGCUUAUGCGACACGCGCUAUCAAGGAAAUAAUAAGACGAAUAAAAAAAGAAAAAAGACGGAGAGAGAGAGAGAGAGAGGAGGGAAAAAAAGAAAGAGGAAAAGAAAUGGUCAAUUUUUCGUACGAUCGAAGUCUCUUUUCGAAGCGUCUCAUUGGCGAUGGUCUACUUUGAACAAGCUCUUUUCAUCGAUCUCUUUCAAAUUGAGAAAAUAGAAACAUACUUUUCUCGUUGGCAAUGUACACAUGUAUACGUGUAUAUAUAUAUAUAUAUUUUUUAUAUAUUAUAUAUAUAUAUAAAUAUGUGUAUAUCGCCAAGGACGUCAUCGACAUCCGACCGUCCUCUUUUCAAUCAUCAUCGUACGUAUAUACACAAUUACGCCGAGUUAACUCGUUAUUGCUGCUCGAACGAGUCGACGAAUGGAGGAUCCGUAUGAAUGAUUUGAAAUGCGUAAUAGAAAGAGAGAGAGAGAGAGAAAGUGAAGGAGAGAUAGAUAGAUAGAUUAGAUAGAUAAAGAGAACAGAGGAAGGGAUUAGUCGAUGAAAAGUUCUAAGGGACUCAUUCAAACUUUCAACAUGUCGGCAAGUUCGAGAACAUCUUCUCAUAAGCCUUAAAAAAGAAAGAAAGAAAGAAAAAAAAAUUAAAAGAAAAUAAAAGAAAACUCGAGAUUAUAGCUCAGCGCGCAGCGUGUAGCGGUCAUCUUCGUAUAAUAGGAAUUGAAAUGAUAUAAGAUAUGCAUGUGUAUGUGUAUAAAUAUAUACAUAUAUACAUUCAUAUACAUAUAUAUAUAUAUAUUUAUUUCUUAUCGUUACACAUUAUUAUUAUUAUUAUUAUAUAUAUAUAUAUAUAUAUAUAAAUAUAUGUAUUAUAUAAGUUCUGCGACGUAAACGUAGCAUCGAUCAUUAUUAUUAUCGAUACGCUAACGAUCGAUCGCGCAAAGCACGGGUUUGGCCUAACAAUAAAAGAAAACGAGAGCUCGUCCUUGCGAUCGAUAUCAUCCGUAUAAGCCACAAAAGAGAAGGAGAAAAAGGUCGAAAAGCCAAGAGGUCGAUCGAUAUUCAAAAUCCAAAGUACGUAAAAGUCGUCAUUAUAUUUAGCGAAUUUAGAAUUCAAAUUCAAAGGUAAACUCCGCGCGUUCUCUCAUUCAUAAAGCGCACGUAAAUCUUUCCAAUUUGAAAUAUAAGAAAAAGGGAAAAUAGGAGAACGAGUUCGUUUCGGGAAUAAAUGCAACGAAAAUAUGAUCGGAAGAAGAUCGACGAUAUUGACGAUCAAAAGAUGACGAAGCGUUUUAAGCCUUUUUUAAUUCUAUCCUAAAUAGAAUCUUUCACGUUUCCAUUGAAUUUAUGAGAAAGUUUAUAUUUUCGCGGCAAUAAGAUGAAGCGUACUUUCGACGCAUUAGAAAAAUUAUAUUAGUCAUUUGACGAGUUCUUUAUUAAUCAUUUUAUUUCGUCGAUAAAAAUAUACAUGCAUAUAUAUUGGAAAUGUCUAUCUCUAAAACGCCGUUCGUCUGUUCGUCGUUCGUCACGUACGGCGAUGAGAAAUUUAAAAGAAAAAGAGAGAAGUGACGCGGGAUUAAUUGAUCUAGAAGUGAGAUCUUCAUGUACUUACAUCAGCCAUUUCCAGAUAUAUAAAUAAAAUAAAUAGGGGUGAAUAAAAGAAUAAAUAGAUAAAUAAUUAAAUAAAUAGUCGCGCGUGUGGAAGAUGAGAGAGAGAGAGAGAGAGAGAGAAAGAGAGAAAAUGAAAGAAAAGUUAGAUUAGUAUGGAAAAGAGUUCAAUGUAUGUAAAUGAAUGUUCGUGAAUUACGUGCGAAUGUCGAAUGAAUGACAGUAAAAUAGAGAUCGAAAGGGUGUGCUUUGUAUAAGUAUGUAUGAGAAAGAAAGGGAGAGAAAGAGAGAGAGAGAGAGAGAGAGAGAGAGAGAGAGAGAGAGAGAGAGUUUAAGCAAGAUCGUGUCACGUUGGUGCAAUUAUUAUAUUGAGAGGCUAUUUCAAUAACCUUAUAAGUGUCAAUUCCACUUUCAAAUGUAAAUCGUAAUUAAUGCGAAAAUAUUAACACACGUAGAGAAAAAAAAGGGAAAAAAAAAAAGAGAGAACAAAUGAAGCGACAAACGACGAUAAGAAGAAAACAAAAUAAAAAAAAAAGGAAAAGAAAAAAAAAGAAAAAAAAAGAAAGUCGUAGACGACAAAGCGAGAGUCGCACGCCGGCGAUUCCUCGAUCGUUCAGCGAUAAAAGUGAGAUUAUAUUGAUAAAUUUAAAUUAUUGAAGUAAAACAAAAAAAAAAAGGAAAGAAAGAGAUAGAGCGAGAGAGAGAACGAACGAGCGAGAGAGAAAGAGCGAGCGAAGUAUAUAUAAAGUAAAAAACAAAAAAAAAAUAAAAAAAAAAUAAAAAAAACAACAACACAUAGCACGUGCAAGAGUAACAGAGAUAUCAAUACUUUUUAUUGUAGGUAUUUCAUAGGUGAGAUUCAUAAAAAAAAAAAUUAAAAAAAAAUUAAUAAAGGUAUUGUAUUAAUGAUCACUUAUAUUAAAUGAAUCAACGGUGUUUUUCUGCCUAUACGUAUUUACGUCUCGUACUUUUAUGUCAGACGAGCACUAUAGACUUCUCUCGUGUAAGAACAAAAAUGAUACGAAUAUAUUUCGUUUUCGUUUUCUCUAUUAUAAUGUUAUUAUUAACACUGUACAAAGUUGGCAAUAAUGUUAAGAAUACCCUCUUCUAUAUAAUCGUUACUUGCCGUAACAAACGAGAAACUCUUCGCGGCUUUGGGGCGUUCGAACGAUCACGAAGGGUGGUUUCAAUUAGCAGGUAACGAUUAUUACUGCUGUAGAGCUAAUAUGUGAUCAAGUGAAUGUGCCCUUUCAUCGUGUAAUCAAGCACAAAGGAAAGUUUCCUCUAUGAGUAUAACGGUAGGCCUCUAGUCCGUUUAUCUCCGAUUCUAUAGAGAUACGGAUCGCGCGAUAACGAUCAGUCGACCAACGAAAUACGAAUCCAACAUACCCCCUUUGGAUGGAAAUCUUUUCUCAUAUACCAUUUAUCUGAGAUGAAUGAAUAAUAAAGAUCCUUAUUCAAACGUAAAUAUAAUCUUGUGCGAAACGAUAUUUUGAUUUGCUUUCCAAAGGAUUUCGUUGGAUUCGUCUUCUCGUAUAAUCUCAUCCGAAGAAUACCGACGAUGUAAGAAUAAUUUUCAGGCCACUCAUCUACGAAAGAGAAAAAAAAAAAAAAAAGAAAAAAUAAGCCAAGCGUUUACUGUACAAUUAUAUUCUUUUACGUUAACGACUUACCAUUGAGUAGUCGGGUAGUAUAUUUUACAUUACUGAUAUAUAGUAGCGUUACUUAUCUUACCCUAAUUUUAUAUAUAAUUAAAGAUAAGUAUCCGCAAAAAUUAUAGUCAGCACUGCAGUGAAGUUACUAUACAAUUAUAGAUAACGGCCCGUAAAAAAAAAAAUUUCAAAAACCGACACGAUGUUCAAUGUAUUUAAUGAUCUUCUCAAACGGUGAAGAAUAUAUGAUAUAUCGGGAA
Vespa crabro (European hornet) is the source of this 9464-nucleotide messenger RNA. Its product is annotated as syntaxin-1A. Gene Ontology annotation, molecular function: SNARE binding; SNAP receptor activity. Gene Ontology annotation, biological process: synaptic vesicle fusion to presynaptic active zone membrane; intracellular protein transport; exocytosis. NCBI's taxonomy places the organism in Eukaryota, Metazoa, Arthropoda, Insecta, Hymenoptera, Vespidae. The transcript is spliced from 10 exons. Gene Ontology annotation, cellular component: plasma membrane; endomembrane system; presynaptic active zone membrane. The record is from RefSeq and is a predicted model, not a curated record. Bases 193 to 1074 code for a protein of 293 amino acids.